AUGCCUGUAAAGAACAACCUCACCAUCUACAAUGACGUUUACAGGAGUGCAGUAAUGGAAUAUGGGAUGUGGGACCAGGUCAGAGUGGAUCAUGGAAAGGAGUUCUACCUCACUCUUUUCAUGCAGGAGAAGUUGGCCAGCCACCGCCACAACACUGAAAGGCCACCAUAUCUCCAAACACCAUCAACAAAGAAUCACAGAAUCGAGAGAAUCUGGCCAGAAAUCAACAACCGGGUUAACUACCCGUUGAAAGCUGCAUUGGUCCAACUGGUGGAUCAGGAGGAGCUGGACAUGGAGGACCAGAUGACUCUGUUCUGUGUGUCAUCUUUGACAUGCCAGUUGGCCCAGAUCGGUGUUAACCGAACUGAGCAAGCAUGGAAUGCACACAGGAUUCCUGGGAGGGGGAUACCAAAUUACUUGGCCAGAGAUGGAUGCACAAAGAAGCUGUCGACAGACCUUUUGCCAAAUGCAUCUGUGGCUGCAGACUGGUACGACCAGGAAGUGGGCUCACUGACACGAGUGUCAGACUUUGGCACCAACCCAUUUCAAAGGUCACAGGACCAGGAAGCUGCAGUGAGGGAAUUUGCUCUGCAGUGCCCUGAUACAAGUGUACUGCUGGACAAUGCAGUGAAUAAUCUGCCACAACCGUUCAAAGAUGGACUCAAAGCCCUCAUCGACAUCUCAAGGAGAAGUUGUCAACGCUGAUGUUUUUUUGUGUGUCUAAGUUGUUAUUGUCUGUGCUUUUUAAUUUAUUGGUUCAACUGACGGGAUGUUUUUUUCUUUUCUUCAAAUGUUGGGGGUUUAAAGGGAGAAAUAUGUUCUUUUUGAAUAAACACUUCUGUC
Messenger RNA from Pseudoliparis swirei, 843 nucleotides. RefSeq lists its product as uncharacterized. NCBI's taxonomy places the organism in Eukaryota, Metazoa, Chordata, Actinopteri, Perciformes, Liparidae. The record is from RefSeq and is a predicted model, not a curated record. The transcript is spliced from 4 exons. Bases 1 to 705 code for a protein of 234 amino acids.